AUGGACGCCACCGCCGAGGACCUGACAACAAGCGGUGCCGCCCGGAAGAGGAUCUCGACCGCGUGCGAGGCCUGUCGGGCAACCAAGAUCAGGUGCCAGCCCAGUGAGCAGCCCGGCGUUUGUCAAAAGGCGGAAGAAAGCAGUAGCUCCCGGCCUCUGCCCCCGCCGCAGCAAGGCCCUGGCCCGUCGAGCACAUUCAGCAUCGACUUUGCGGUACCCGCCAAGCCAGAAGUCGACGACAAUUUCGAUACGCUGCGGGAGUCGCACGCGCAGUUCAUCGAGAAGCUGUUCCCGGAGGAUGACGACGCCGUCUCCAUGUCGGACCUGACGACGACGUCGUUUGGAGGCGGUCUUCAGACACCGCCCAGCUCGUCGGCGCACUCGCACUCGAUCCAGGACUUUCAGGGCAAGCCUUCGUUCAACCUGGCGUCCGCCGAAUCUCUCCUCAAGUCAUUCCGGUCAAUGCUGCAGUUCUUUCCCUGCAUCCUGCUGCCUCCGGAUGCCACCGUUUCUCACCUCGCGGCGACGCGGCCCUUUGUCCUGCUGGCCAUAUUGGCUGCUGCGUCAGGCUCGCGGACCCUCCAGGGGCACAGCCUAUAUGAUGACGAGUUUCGAAAGGUGCUGGGUCUGAAGUUUGUGGCUGGUGGGGAGAGGAGCCUGGAGCUCCUCCAAGGCAUUCUGAUCUACUGUGGAUGGUACCCGUUCCACUUGCGACCGAAAAAUAAGCAAGCUAUCCAGUAUAUUCGCAUGGCCACCGACUUGAUUCAGGACUUGGAGCUCGAUCAAGAGUUUGAGACGAGCACCGAUCCCAUGGCGCCCGAGGUUACCGAGCAACAACUCGAUGGCAUCCGAGCGUACAUGGCAUCCAUCUAUAUGGUCUCUACCUUCGUCGUCACGUGGAAAAAUAGAAAGGGGAUGAGCGUGUCGUUCAGUUCCUGGACCAACACAUGCAGCGAGAUUCUCGACCGCAAUGCUCAGGUCGAGGGCGACAAUGUGCUAGCCAGCCUGUACCGUCUCUCUGGCAUACUCUACGAAGCUGCCGAGGCUAUCCACGAGCGCAAGGGGCAGAGCGAACAGCACGGCAGGCUGCUGCUCGCGGGCCUGGAGCUCCAGUUUCGAGAGCUUCAGAGCAUGACGUCGCCGUCCAUCGCGGCCUCAGUUCCUAUAAAAUUGCAAACCAUGUUCAACAGCAUCUACCUUGAUGGCGGAGCGAUUCUCAAACUGCCACAGGGGACGUACUCCGCGUCGUUAUGUAGCGGGCCACUUCCACCGACGGCCAGCAAGCUGCGGGACGCUACGUGCAAGCUGAAGCUCUUCCUGGACCACGUCAGUAACUUGGAGGAGCCUACCUUCCUGGCCUUUACCCUCAACGACUGGACGCGCCUCAUCCUCGCCAUCAUCCUCGCCCUACGCCUCUCCUUCCCAGUCUCGCAGUGUCCCGAGUUCGACACAGCCUGGGCCCGCUCACAGCUCCAGUUUGGCGACUUUCUUGCACGCAUGUGCCGCGAGGAGGACCUCACGCCCGCGUCCAAGAAGGUCGACGUGCUGUCCGCCAGCCGGGUCGUCAUGCGCGUCGUCAGGGACAAGUACGAGAGGCGCGUGCGGGCGGCGCUCGAGGGAGCGGCCUUGCCGGGCAAGGGCCCCGGGUGUCCGAUGCUGGACGGGAGCUUGGAGCAGUACUUUCCGAUAUGGGAUGCUGGGUUCGCGCCGAUGGGGACGCCGCACGGGCAUGCGCCAGAUGGGUCCGGUGGGACGGCGGCUCAGCCCGUCUUUCACGAUCUAUGGGCGACAAUGACGAUGGGGUGGGCCAGCGGCGAAGGCAUGUUUGGAGAUGCGGACUGA
Purpureocillium lilacinum is the source of this 1842-nucleotide messenger RNA. RefSeq lists its product as uncharacterized. NCBI's taxonomy places the organism in Eukaryota, Fungi, Ascomycota, Sordariomycetes, Hypocreales, Ophiocordycipitaceae. Gene Ontology annotation, biological process: regulation of DNA-templated transcription. Gene Ontology annotation, cellular component: nucleus. Gene Ontology annotation, molecular function: transcription cis-regulatory region binding; zinc ion binding; DNA-binding transcription factor activity, RNA polymerase II-specific. The record is from RefSeq and is a predicted model, not a curated record.